AUGAGUAAUGUGGGUGUUCCGAUAAAGCUUCUCUUCGAAGCCGAGGGGAUGAAAGUCACAGCCGAGAUGAAAAAUGGCGAAAUAUAUAGAGGACUGCUGCUUAGUGCGGAAGAGACUAUGAACUUAUCAUUGUCGGACGUGCUGAGAACGGCUCGAAACGGACAAAUUUCCAAAUUACCCAGUGUAUACCUAAGAGGGAGCAGCAUUCGUUUCAUCGCCCUUCCCGAUCUGUUGAAAAAUGCUCCUGUAUUCCAAAAGGUCACAAUGAUGAAACGUAAAAUGGAACAAGAACAGGAAGAAAGGCAGCAAGGGUCGAAAAGAAAACGUGGGGAUUAG
Messenger RNA from Cylindrotheca closterium, 336 nucleotides. Lineage: Eukaryota; Bacillariophyta; Bacillariophyceae; Bacillariales; Bacillariaceae. The record is from the annotation of a GenBank genome assembly.